ACGCAUCGCGUAAUUCGCUCAACACAUGGAUUACGCUAUUCUUAUUUGCUCCAUCGUAUUUCUUCGCGCGGCUCGCGUGGCAAAUGCUGAGCGAUCAACGAGAUGAUAAAUCGCAGACAAAUAAUUCGAAAUAAAAAGCAAAAGGCGUUACGUCAAAAAGAUCGAUGAAUAUUAUUGUGACAUUUCGCACCCGUGCCUUUGCCGACCUUAUUGUUUCCUGAUCGACUCGACUCGUUAAGAGCGUCAGAUGGUAGGCGCAUCGCAAAUAAUUAUCUUUCCAGCAUCCCGAUUAUGCUUAUGAUAUGAAAUAUCGCGAGAUUUAGUCUGUCCCGAUUUAUCAAUCCUGCCAUCUGCUAUUGAAGCUGUCGCGUCAGUGUGAAUGGCCUUUUAAAAAGGCUGAUAAUUCCAACCAGACGCUACCAAAAAAAGAUACAAUUGAAUUAACGAUUUUCACUACGAUAUUAUACGAACAAGAUUUAAAGAGAGGCAAAUAAUAUAUAUUGGACGAAUUCUACUUAAAUUUGACUAAUAUUUAUGAGAAAGAUCGUAUAUAAUGUACGUCAAGUAUGUUUUUUUGCGCUAUUUUCCAAACAGUUUGCACGAUACGGUAUCGUUAAUUUUUCAAUAUUGAACCAUAAUAACCAAUUGUUACCUGCCACGAUAUCACCUUAACCAUCAAUAAUUAAUGUCGCUUCCGUAAAAAAAAAAAAAUGGCAUAUGUAAUGACGAUUAUUAAUUUGCUGUAUUAACAUUAACUAAUGACAUACAUUAUAUUAUCGCGUCACUUCCAUCUAUCAUGAUUAAUAAUCGUGCGAGCGGAAAAGUUUUAUCAGUAAUGUAGUUUUCUAUAAAUUGACAGUCAGAGCGUGGAAACUAUCAAACCAUUACAGUCAGAGCGUGGAAACUCAGAGCAUUACAGUUAAUUCUCAAGUUUGGCAUCGCGAUGUCAUUCUUCGUUUUAAUUUUUACAUCUUUCCUGGCGAUCGCACUCGCCCAGAAGGAUCCGCAUUAUGUGGAUGGCAGAACAACUAUGGUUCAUUUGUUCGAAUGGAAAUUCAACGACAUCGCCAAAGAAUGCGAGGAUUUCCUUGGUCCAAAGGGCUACGGUGGUGUACAAGUUUCUCCCAUAAAUGAGAAUCUCAUAAUAAAGGACAGACCCUGGUACGAGAGAUAUCAGCCAUUGUCCUAUAACAUUAUUAGUCGAUCCGGAAACGAAUCCGAAUUUGAGAACAUGGUAAACAGGUGUAAAAAAGUCGGUGUACAGAUAUACGUUGACGUAGUCGUUAAUCACAUGUCAGCGGACGCACAACCCGCGUACGGCACCGGUGGCACAUCAGCAGAUCCGAAAGACUUCAGUUAUCCGGGAGUCCCGUAUAGUUCACAGGACUUCCAUACACCUCCAUGCCAAAUCCAGAAUUAUAACAAUGCAACCGAGGUUCGAGACUGUGAAUUGUCCGGCCUUCAUGAUCUCAAUCAGAGGAAGGAUCAUGUGCGAAGUGAAAUAAUUGAAUUUUUCAAUAAGCUCGUCGAUCUUGGAGCCACUGGCUUGCGCAUUGACGCAGCUAAGCACAUGUGGCCACAAGAUCUAGAGGUUAUUUACAACAGGACCAAAGGUCUGUCAACAGAAGGUGGAUUUUUACCGUUUGCGCGACCUUAUAUCUAUCAAGAAGUCAUAGAUCUUGGUGGCGAGGCCGUUAGCAAAUUCGAGUACAACGGACUUGCAAAUGUCAUUGAGUUUCAAUACGGAGUAAUUUUGGGUAGUAUGUUCCGUGGUCAGGACAAAUUGUCGAGGCUGGGAACGUUCAAUGAUCCGGAAGCUUGGAGAAUGUUACCUUCCGAUGACGCGUUAGUUAUGGUUGACAAUCAUGAUAAUCAGAGAGGCCAUGGUGCCGGCGGAUCCACUAUUCUAACGCAUAAAGACCCAAAACCGUACAAGAUAGCAAUAGCCUUUAUGCUUGCCUAUCCCUAUGGUCAUCCUCGAGUCAUGAGCUCCUUCGCCUUUAAUGAUCCCAGUCAAGGACCACCGGCCGAUUCGGAUGGCAGUAUCAUUUCGCCUGAAAUUUCCAAUGGCCAAUGCAUCAACGGUUGGGUCUGCGAACACAGAUGGCCGCAGAUCUACCACAUGGUCCAAUUCCGCAAUCUGGUCAACGAUGAGCCAGUGGAGAACUGGUGGAGCGAUGGAAACAAUCAGAUCGCCUUCUCCCGCGGCUCUAAAGGUUUCACCGCUUUUAACGUCGAGGGAGAUCUUCGCGAACAGUUGCAAACUGGAUUGCCCGCCGGUACUUAUUGCGAUGUCAUAACGGGAGACGUGGUCGACGGGAAAUGCACGGGAAAGUCAGUGGUGGUUGAAGACGAUGGUCGCGCUAAUAUUGAAAUUUUAUCAAAUGAGUCGGAAGGCGUGCUCGCUCUUCAUAUACAGUUCGCGACAUUAUUGUGCAUAAUGUAUGUGCUAGUGUUUGCGUUAACAAUACUAUCGGCGGUGGUUGCUCAGAAAGACCCGCAUUAUGUGAACGGCCACGAUGGAAUGGUGCAUCUCUUUGAAUGGAAAUGGCCAGACAUUGCGGCGGAGUGCGAAAAUUUUCUGGGUCCUUUAGGGUUCGGUGGCGUGCAGGUCUCUCCGGUACAAGAAAACGUAAUUGUAGACAACAGACCAUGGUGGGAGCGCUAUCAGCCUAUAUCUUACAUCUGGCGUACGAGAUCGGGUACGUCGGAGCAAUUCAAAGAUAUGGUUCGUAGAUGUAACAACGCCGGUGUGAGAAUUUACGUCGACGUGGUGUUCAAUCAUAUGACCGGCGAACACAAAGUAGCAGUGGGUACCGGCGGUUCGACAGCGAAUACAUUCAACUUCAGUUAUCAAGCAGUACCGUACACAAAAGUUGAUUUUCACGCACCAUGCGAAAUUAACAAUUACCAGAAUGCAACGAACGUGCGGGAUUGCCAAUUGUCCGGUCUGCUCGAUCUUGAUCAGUCGAAAGAAUUUGUCAGGGAGAAGAUCGUCGAUUUUAUGAACGACGCCAUCGAAGCUGGAGUCGCCGGUUUUCGAGUAGACGCAGCUAAACAUAUGUGGCCAAAUGAUCUAAAAGUGAUUUAUUCUCGGCUGAAGAAUCUCAAUUCCGAGCACCAUUUUGACGUAAAUACGCGACCCUACAUAUUUCAAGAGGUGAUCGAUUACGGCGGUGAAGCAAUCAGCAAGUAUGAAUACAAUAGUUUUGGCGGGGUGACGGAAUUCCGGAAUGGCAUGGAAAUCAGCAACGCCUUGACAGGACACAAUCAAUUGAAAUGGUUCGUCAACUGGGGAGAAGCUUGGGGGCUGUUACCAUCGCAGGAUGCCCUGAUGGCCGUCGCCUUCAUGCUGGCGCACCCUUAUGGAACCCCGCGUAUUAUGAGCUCCUUCGAUUUCAACGAUUUCAACGAAGGUCCGCCCCACGACUCCGCCGGAAACACUCUGUCUCCGAUUAUUAAUUCUGAUAAUACCUGUGGCAACGGCUGGAUCUGCGAGCAUCGGUGGCGUCAGAUUUACAAUAUGGUGCGCUUCCGAAAUGCCGUCAAUAAAACCAGUAUCAAUAAUUGGUGGGACAAUGGCCAGAACCAAAUCGCCUUCUGUCGCGGAAAUGCCGGAUUUAUCGCGAUCAAUGGUGAUGACUUUGACUUGAAGCAGACUCUCUUUACCUGCCUGCAACCUGGUACUUACUGCGACGUCAUUUCUGGAAGCUUGGUGAACAGCAAGUGUACCGGUAAGAUCGUGACAGUGGGUGAAGAUGGCAAAGCUUACAUACAAAUUUUGACAUGGGAGGAAGAUGGUGUACUCGCUAUUCAUAAAGGGUCCAGGGUAGCAUGAUGAAGAUCUGAUUGUACGAGCAAGAUAAAAAUCAAAAAAUAUUAUUAAAAUAUUUUGGGAUUAUAACUUUUUAUUAUUUAAUUCUGUCAAAUGUGAUAUUUCACUGCAUUUGCGAG
Molecule: messenger RNA, 3954 nt
Organism: Formica exsecta
Lineage: Eukaryota; Metazoa; Arthropoda; Insecta; Hymenoptera; Formicidae
Product: alpha-amylase-like
Exons: 9
Coding region: 944-3838 (964 amino acids)
Biological process (GO): carbohydrate metabolic process
Molecular function (GO): cation binding; alpha-amylase activity
Source: RefSeq, a predicted model, not a curated record